This is a messenger RNA of Ricinus communis (castor bean), 1578 nucleotides long. RefSeq names its product E3 ubiquitin-protein ligase FANCL. Bases 490 to 1281 code for a protein of 263 amino acids. Gene Ontology annotation, molecular function: ubiquitin protein ligase activity. The record is from RefSeq and is a predicted model, not a curated record. The transcript is spliced from 11 exons. Gene Ontology annotation, biological process: interstrand cross-link repair; protein monoubiquitination. Lineage: Eukaryota; Viridiplantae; Streptophyta; Magnoliopsida; Malpighiales; Euphorbiaceae. Gene Ontology annotation, cellular component: nucleus; Fanconi anaemia nuclear complex.
UCUUUCUUCUUCUGCUGUUCUUUACUAAGAUUUGGUUUGUGUGUUUGAUGAAAUUCCUACACUAAUUAAAUCAUCAUUUUUUUUUCAAUUAUUGCAGGAAUGCAGCGAACAGAAAACAUGCAUAGAAAAAGCAAGUGCUUCUUCAUUUUACCGUUCCGUAUACUCAGAGAUAGAAGAGAUUGGAUGGGAGCAUCUAGUUAGUAUGGCUGGAGAUCUAAUGUCCCUUAGCUUUCGCGUUUUAUUUUAAUUGAUGCAAAUUACUUGAUAUUUAGUGGGCCAAGAGCUCAACAUAUUGUUUAUUCAGAAGAAGACAGUGAAAAUCUUGAUAAGAUUGUUGGGAAAUGUAUUCUUCUAAAUUGGUGAAAAUCUGAAGAAUAGGUUUUAAAGGGUUUUCUAAUUUCUAACUUGGAAAUUUUUUCCUAAUGACUCUCUUUGCUUUUAUUAUUAUUAUGGAGUAUCUUCCCUGCUAUGCAUUGAUAUUUUACUUGUAUGGAAGUUUACCUUAUUUUUAGUGGAUUAACCUUUGUAUAUCUGAGUAGCAGAGAUAAGAAGGGACGAGUGCACAUUCUGGAAGUUCAGUUGGAUGAGACCCAUCCAAGACAUCCACCUUCAGUUUCUGCGGAUGUACCAUAUAUAUUCAGUGUUCGAUGGUCAAUGAACUCAAGAUUGAAAGAUUUGAUGCAACAGUUCCAUGAGCAUUUGGAGAAGCUUCAGGAAUUUUGGUCUACCUUGGAGGAUAUUGAUAAUUCCCUUUGUGUAGUUGAUAUUCACAAGUCAUCUCAUGCAAUUUCAUUUCGCCAAAUUGAUAUAGGAAAUGACUGUUUUAUAAUGUUGUUUAUAAAUACCAAAGAUCCUAGAUCUUUACCAGAGUGUCGCUUUUUGGGUUCAGGUCCAGUUGCGCAUUCUUUGAGAAAGCGAUGGCAAAGAAAUUGCAAGCAAUGGAUGCAGGACAAAACAUUUCUUGAAAAUCUCCUGUCCAUUCUAGAGACUGAACUACCGAAGCCCCCAGAUGUCCAGAAGAAUGAUCAGCAAAUAGAAUGUGGCAUUUGUUAUGCCCAGUAUCUGCCAAUUGAUGAUGAGCUUGGACCUCGGAGUGGGACUGGUACUGACUACACAUGUGAUAACAGCAAUUGCAAUAGGGCAUUCCAUAGCAUUUGUCUUGGGGACUGGCUGCGCUCUAUUACAACAACAAGGCAAUCAUAUAAUGUUCUGUUUGGGAAUUGUCCCUACUGCUCAGAGCCAGUUGCAGUUAAAAUCAACUAUGCAAAGAACAUUCAUUGAAAAUGACAGGUAGGCUAUCUUGGUUGAAUCAUUAUGGCGCGAACUCUACCAUGUUUUCCCUUCUUCGUUAAACUGGCAGAUAUAGCCAAGUGCAACCAGUUUACCACUUUAUGAUUUAUUGAAUUUGGCUACAGUUUGAAAGGAUGGUCCCCUACUUUGGACAGCUGGGUCCAACCACUGUUGAGGGCAAUGGUGGAGGGUCCCCUUUUAUGUGUUUUUGUUAGAAUAUCUCGUUCAAGUUUUACGACUGUUAAUAAUUGGACAAGGCUAGAGAAAGGAAGGAAUCACUGUUUUAUA